This is a messenger RNA of Zea mays, 547 nucleotides long. RefSeq lists its product as uncharacterized. Bases 98 to 313 code for a protein of 71 amino acids. The record is from RefSeq and is marked validated. Lineage: Eukaryota; Viridiplantae; Streptophyta; Magnoliopsida; Poales; Poaceae. The transcript has a single exon.
GGACACAACGACGAAAGCUAGCCAGCUAGUAACAAGAACAAAAAACACCAUCAUCCCAUCCGCCCGUGUCAACGCCACCCUAGCCCUGUGAUAUACAAUGGCGGCCCAGAGCACGAGGAUGGUGGCGCUGGCCCUGGUGGUCCUCCUGGUGGCGGCGACGGCGUUGGUGCCCACGGCCACCGCGUACGGCUGCUACGACGACUGCUACGAGCGGUGCGCCAACGGCAAGAAGGACGACCCCGCCUGCACCAAGAUGUGCAACCAGGCGUGCGGCAGCACCGACAAGGGCGCCGCCGCCGGCGCGCCGGCUUGAUCGACCCGGGCUUCAUCGGCGCGCGGGCUCAGCUCGAUAUCAUCAUAUACAAUCGCUGCUCCGUCGCUCACGUCAGCCCAUGCAUAAUCUCUCGACCCGGCCCAUUGAAUCUUCUCCUUCUACUAUAGUAUCUCUUUGUUGCAGGUCUUCGUUCUCAUACAUCGAUCCACUCAUCCUUUUUUGUAAUUCCUACUACCAUUAAGUGAGAUGACCUCUCUAUAUAUGCAUGAUUCA